GAACUUUUGAUUGAGGGAUACGAUAAUAACAGAUUGUUAGUAGCUAUACCAUUCGUGUGCAAAGUGCUUGAACAGGCAAAUAGGAGCAAAGUCUUCAAGCCUCCAAAUCCUUGGCUGAUGGCAAUACUCAAAUUGUUGGUCGAGUUGCACCGAUUAGAGGAUUUAAAAUUACAAUUAAAAUUCGAAGUUGAAGGUCUAUGCAAAAGCUUGCAAAUUGAAAUGAAAGAUAUAGAACCGACCAAGAUACUGAAGGAUCGACCUUCUAAAGGAUUGCCUCAAACUGCACCCGAAUGGCCUCCAACUUAUAACAAUCCCCCUGCUAAAGAGCCACCGGGAUCCCAAAUUCCAUCGAUUCCCAACACCCAUACGAAUAGCGUAUUGCCUACAAACGGCGGCUUACUGGACGAUGGCAAUAUGAGUUUUGAUCAGUAUAUUACGAUCAAUCCCAAUUUGCCCUCAUUCUACAAUCAACCUCUGAUGAGAAGAUUUGUUCAUUUAGCGAUUGAUAAAGCGAUUCGAGAGAUUAUUACACCCGUAGUAGAACGAUCUGUCACAAUCGCUGGAAUAUCAACCCGUGAAUUGAUUGUUAAAGACUUUGCCAUGGAGCCGAAUGAGGAAAAAAUGAGAAAUGCAGCUCACUUGAUGGUACAAAACCUCGCCGGGAGUUUAGCCCUGGUCACCUGCAAAGAACCACUUCGAAUGAGCAUGGUGACCAAUCUAAAGAAUUUUUUAAUUCAAAACGGUUAUAACGAACAAAGUAUUUCGGAGCAAGCCAUUCUGAUGAUAGUCUCCGAUAAUCUGGAAUUAGCGUGUUCGUUUAUCGAAAAGGCUGCCAUGGAUAAAGCUUUACCCGAGAUUGAUGAGUCACUAGCGUCUUCCUUCAGCAAUCGCAAAAAACAUCGUGAG
Messenger RNA from Acaulospora colombiana, 906 nucleotides. The record is from the annotation of a GenBank genome assembly. Lineage: Eukaryota; Fungi; Glomeromycota; Glomeromycetes; Diversisporales; Acaulosporaceae.